Colletotrichum tamarilloi is the source of this 1791-nucleotide messenger RNA. RefSeq lists its product as uncharacterized. Lineage: Eukaryota; Fungi; Ascomycota; Sordariomycetes; Glomerellales; Glomerellaceae. The coding region runs from base 1 to 1791 and encodes 596 amino acids. The record is from RefSeq and is a predicted model, not a curated record. The transcript has a single exon.
AUGCUGCUGCGUCGUCUUUACCUCGCCGCGGCCACCUUCGCCAGCGCCAGCGCGCAGAUCCAACUCCGCUGGUCAACCGAUCUCGGAGCGAACGAGAACAGGACCUAUGGUCCCGACGGGCCAUGGCAGGCGCCACUCCUCAAGCUCAACGACACUGAGAUGCCUCUCUGGCCGGGAGGCUCUGGUGUUUCUGAGAUCCUGACGAAAUCCGUAGGCGGAGAUUAUACGCCACGCCGCGAUACCCUCAAGACGGGGACUUCGAGAGCCUGGUCUGAUGGCUGGUUCGCCAGCGCCUUCAUGGGGGCGGGCUGGGCAGGAAUGGAGGCCUCGGACGGCAUGGUUAUCGACUCGAGGAUGGGAACCAGUCAUGAAAUCAAGGUUAACGUGACAUUGGUCGCCGCGACGUCGUGGAAUAGCUCUACCAAUUCAGACACGACUGCCUACGCGCCAACGGUCGGCACACUUGGUCUCGGGCUCAGGAGCGAGAGACACGAGACGGCCGGUCCGGGCAUCCUCGAACAGCUCAGAAUUUCAGGCGACAUUGAUAGGACCGCGUUCAGCGUGCACAUGGGGAGUGCCGCUCUUGGUAUUCCUGGAUCGCUAGUACUGGGCGGGUAUGAGCAGAACAGGGCGCUCGGUCAGGUUGGCACGUUUGCACUUCAGGACUCGAUACCGGUGAUGUUUCUCAGGGACAUCAUCUUUGACUUUCAGAUACGGAAUCAGUCAUUCUAUCCUAUUAAGUCGAACGCGAGCUUUUGGACGAAUCCAACAGACCUCGGCAUGCAGUAUACUAAGUACGUUGGCGGCGCUGCUGGGUCGGCAGUCGUGAUCCCGAACCCAGCUUCACCGUACAUCUAUCUACCGCCGGGGAUCUGCGAAGCCAUAGCAGAGAAUCUUCACAUGACCUACCAUAACAAGUCAGGGCUCUACCUCUGGGAUACUGACUUGAGCGCCCAACUAUUUGUCAACCAGUCAGCGUACCUCGGUUUCGUCUUGGCCGACUCGAGCGCAACGAACAUAACUAUCAAAGUCCCCUUCCAGCUCCUCAACCUGACAUUGGAGCCGCCGCUGGUCGAGCAGAAGGCGAGCUACUUUCCCUGCCAGUCCAUCAACUCGAGCUACGGCUUCUGGCAGCUGGGCCGCGCGUUUCUCCAAGCCGCAUUCCUGGCCGUUGACUACGAAUCCAACGUCACCUACAUGGCGCAAGCUCCUGGCCCACGGAUGGAGCAGAGCAUCGUGAAGAAGUUUGACGACUCAGCGAUCAGUACCAACCCGGCCAAGUCGUUCGUCACGACAUGGGGCGACGCCUGGGAUAAAGAGCAAGUUUUCCAGAGCUUCGACACCGGUGAUAAGGGAUUGACAGCUGGAGGAAAGGCUGGCAUCGCAGUCGGGGUUAUAGGCGCGGUCCUUGCGUUGGUAUGGUUGUUGCGCCGCCGGAGAAAGCAGAAGGGACCUGGUUCUCCGCCGGAUGCCGUCGACAAGGCUUUCUUAUGGUUGAACGGAAAGAGGGGCAAAAGUCAAAGGGCGCAGGUGGCGAGCCAGACGAGUUCGAUGGCCGAGAUGGGGGGAAAUGGGGAGAUACAUAUGAGGUACCAGGCGGAACCAAAGGUCCUGAGGGAAAGGAGCCACGUCAGUGAGUUGGAUUCGCGGUCGCCUCUCACUGAGAUGGGACCGCCACUUUCGCAUGAGAUUGGCUCUACGGAUCGACAUCCAGUUAGGCACGAGGCACCGGACGACCACAUGGUAUACGAGAUGCCCGCGAAUUCCGAAAGAACGCAUAAGGCACAAUGA